AUGGCGGAACUGCUCAUGCUCUUUAAACUACUAGGUUACCAGGGGAAGCAAGCAAACGCUUACUGCUGGUCCAAUGAAAACUCAUCUGUGCCUAAGAACCUUGCCUUGCUUGAUGUCUUCGGCAAUCACACUGCAAAAACAUUACUGCCGGAGCUCCAUACAGCCGUGACUAUUCAACUGGCAGGACAAACGCCCCCACUGUGCCACCUGAGGACAGGGCGCAGGGCGCUGCAGGAGGCUACGGGGCGUGGGGCGAUCCCGCUGACGGGGGCCGCUGCGCGCUCCUUCAGCCCCUGCGUGCGCAAAAGGAUAUCCCAGUCCCUAAAGCUGAGCGGGGCGUUCGCUCACCCUGGCCGCGGCUCUGCAGGGGUUUUCCAGGGCUCCCGGCGCGUCCCGGCGGGGCGGCCGGAGCGGGGGCUGGCGCCGGACCCGUGCGGCCCUCGGCCCCCUCACGCCGGCAGAGCCGGGGUUCAUCGCCGGGCCGGAGCAGCAGGGCUGCGCGCACGGUGGAUUGUCUUCCUGGGGCCUACAUUUACAUGUGGAGGAGUUGUAUCUGGAGAGUCAGGGUUUAUUGGGAGUGAAGGAUUUCCUGGAGUCUACCCUCCAAACAGCAAAUGUACUUGGAAAAUCACAGUCCCAGAAGGAAAAGUGGUUGUUCUUUCUUUUAGAUAUUUAGACCUGGAAAGUGACAACUUGUGCCGGUAUGAUUUUGUGGAUAUAUACAACGGCCAUGCCAAUGGACAACGCAUCGGCAGGUUCUGUGGUACCGUGAAACCAGGUGCCCUUGUAUCCAACAGCAAUAAAAUGUUGGUGCAGAUGACUUCAGAUGCUAACACUGCUGGAAGCGGAUUCAUUGCAAAGUUUUCUGCCGCAGAACCACAUGAAAGAGGGGAUCAGUACUGCGGGGGACGACUGGAGAAGCCAUCGGGGUCCUUCCAAACGCCCAACUGGCCGGAGCGAGACUACCCGGCGGGAGUCACCUGCUCCUGGCACAUCGUCGCCCCAAAGAACCAGCUAAUAGAGUUAAAGUUCGAGAAGUUUGAUGUGGAGAGAGACAAUUACUGCAGAUAUGACUACGUCGCAGUGUUUAAUGGUGGGGAGAUCAAUGAUGCUAAAAGAAUUGGGAAGUACUGCGGAGACAGUCCACCAGCGCCAAUUCUGUCUGAGAGAAAUGAGUUGCUCAUUCAGUUUUUGUCUGAUUUAAGCUUAACAGCUGAUGGUUUUAUUGGCCAUUAUAAAUUUAGACCAAAAAAGUUACCCACAACUACAGUUCCGCCUUCUACCACAACAGUCCCUGCUACCUCAAUUGUGAAACCUACAGUUGCCCUGUGCCAGCAAAAGUGUAAGAGGAGCGGGACUCUCGAAAGCAAUUAUUGUUCAAGCAACUUCGUAAUAACUGGAACUGUAAUCACAGCAAUAACGAGGGCUGGCAGUCUGCAUGCAACAAUAUCAAUCAUUAAUGUAUAUAAGGAGGGAAAUUUAGCAAUUCAACAAGCUGGCAAGAGUAUGAGUGCCAAGAUUAUUGUUGUGUGUAAGCAAUGUCCUCUCAUCAGAAGAGGUUUAAACUACAUCAUCAUGGGCCAGGUAGAAGAAGACGGUAGAGGCAAAGUCUUUCCCAACAGCUUUGUCAUGAGUUUUAAGACUAAGAACUCAAAGAUCCUAAAUGCCUUGAAAAACAAAACAUGUUAA
This is a messenger RNA of Nipponia nippon (crested ibis), 1689 nucleotides long. NCBI's taxonomy places the organism in Eukaryota, Metazoa, Chordata, Aves, Pelecaniformes, Threskiornithidae. The record is from RefSeq and is a predicted model, not a curated record.